This is a messenger RNA of Wasmannia auropunctata (little fire ant), 7173 nucleotides long. RefSeq names its product ectopic P granules protein 5 homolog (gene Epg5). The annotation marks the transcript as partial. The record is from RefSeq and is a predicted model, not a curated record. The transcript is spliced from 27 exons. Gene Ontology annotation, cellular component: cytoplasm. NCBI's taxonomy places the organism in Eukaryota, Metazoa, Arthropoda, Insecta, Hymenoptera, Formicidae. Gene Ontology annotation, biological process: autophagosome maturation.
AUUCUCAUAUUUUCAACUAAACUUGCUACGCAGGUGCAAGUAUCCUUACAGGAUACCACAAGCAGUCCGGGAGAUACAGUGUGGGUGAUGCUGGAUGAAGAGGGCGAGGAGGACGAAGAUAUCGCCAAUGUCGGAGCCAAUCUCUUCGAGAGUGAUUUGAUUUCUCUUCUUCAUCAGAUUCCAUUCGAUAAGUUGUUCGAGCAAGUGCUGUUUAUUCAGUGCCAAAACGACAAAUACGAACAGGGGGAGAAGGCCAUUACGGACCAUCACAUGUUGCGUCUUUUCGCAUUUCACAGCGUACUCGUCAAACUUUUGAAGCAAGGUCUGAAGUCCUACGACUCGCCAAGAUAUCGGCAAUUAGCAAAGAGACUGAGCGCGUUGAUCAGAGACGUUGUUCAGUAUACCAGCGAUCAGUGGGAGGCUUUUGACAAGAGUCAAAUAAUUGAUGAAUUGAUGCUGCUGAAACUGCAGACCGAAUACGAUUGUUUUUUCCUGAGAGCGAUCCUCUGUAUAUUCUCGUCACGACGUCUAGGUGCCUGGCAAUAUCUUGCCGCGAUACCAUACCAUAUUAUAUCUUCCACUACUCUGUGGUACAUCUUCUACAUCCUGCAUUCUGAUUGUGCAUCUAGUGACGCAGCAAUAUCAAAUACAUCAGUUUCAGAUUGGGAAACAGAGCUGAAUUCUCCUGAACUUCAUAAACAAUUCGAAGAAAAGCUGGGCAAUAUGCCCGGUGACGAGUCUUACUUUCUACUGACAACUUUUGCUAAUAUGGCCAUGGCUCGAGGCUAUAAAGACUACGAUUUUGUGAGAACAACUACGAUUGAUCUGUUUCAAAUUGGAUUUCUCAGCGAGAAAACCCAAGAAUCCUGUUCGAAAGAUGCAAGGUCGCUUUUAUCGAACUUGACAAGCAAAUAUCCUACUCUUUUAUCUGACAUCCUGCAAAAAUUAAAGGAUAAUUUUGUAUCAGUUGGAAAGUUGAGUUUGUAUUUGUUCACUGAGUUGAAGAUAGGAACAUGGGUGCCACAACAGCAAGAUAUGACAAUUUUGUCCACCUGGUUACAUCAGCAUUCUUUAACUUCAUCCGAAAGUCAUCUGGCUCGAUUGGUUCUUACACAUUUGAAUUGGGGCCUUGACACAAAUGACAAUCUGUAUCUUCCGAUUGACCUGCAUCGACAAGUGGCGUUAUUAAUUGUCGAACUUACAAUGAAAUAUGUGCCUGAUACCCCAAUACAGACGGCUUCGUUGUUAACUGAAAGCAUGAAGCAAGUUUCUUCAAUAGUACGACCUCAGAACAGCGAACAAGCGUUUAGCUUGUGGGCGUGGGAGAUGAUGAAUAGGCUGAAGCUGCACCAGUUGGACCGAUCGAAAUCCGUGUGUCAAUAUACCAUCUCAAAUCCGGCCGAGGGUCUCUCUUGCGUGCCUAACAUGGAGUCGGACUCCUUCUUGGAGAUUCUGGCGAAGGGUGUACGCGAGAGGCAGCCGAUCGCCAGCUAUGUCUCUGUGUUGAUGACACUGUGGGGUCACUCGGUACCGCUGAUCUGCGUCGAGGGUUUCAGCCAGCUGCAGAUUUUACAGUGCUACUACAAAUACGAGCAAGUGCUGAUAUGUCUGCAUCAUGUGAUACCGUUGUUUCUCGAUUGUCCGGAUUCCUUGCUGAAGAACGACAAAUUUGUUAGUCUGAUCGUGCCGCUUAUCAAUGCCGACCGAACGUACAUGAAGAUAGCAAAGAAUCUGAUCGCCCCAGAAUUUCCUGGUCCAAUCCUCAGGCAGUUCUCUAACAUGAUCGAAUCUCACUUGCAUCAUUAUAAACGGUAUUGCUUGAACAGUCCAGAACGUUUUGUGCAUUUAUGGCUGAAUGUGUUAGUACUUGUCCAAGAUUGGAACAAAGAUCACAAUGUUAUGUACUUGAUGGACAGUGUGAUCCGUACGGCGUUCUUUCACUUAGAAGCGAGAGCGAUGAUGGAAAACAUGUUCCAGAAUUUCUUCUGCCCUGCUCUUGAAGGAAGUAAUGAGAAUAUAUCAUCCAAUCGGACACCGGGAUCGUUUGGAUCAUUUCUGAGCUGGGCAACUGGAUCUUCUAGCUCGGCAAGCCUUCUUGGUGGAACCGUUCAGACGAUAUGGCUUGCUUAUCAGAUCCUGUCGACAGAGCAGUACGAUAGGGAGCUUAAGACCGGGCUGUGGCGCGAGAUUUUGCGAGAACUGUCCAUGCAAUCCAAGAUAUCUUUAGACACUGCUCUCAAGAGAGCCUGCACAACAGUGAAGAUGACUCCGUUUGGAGUAAACAACCUGGCUAUUUAUCGCUGGUCUCAGCAAGCUCUUGAUACACCAAUGGAUCAUCCAAUUCUGCCACUCUUGUGGCAAAAUUUCUUCAGUCUGUUUCUUGCAAGGGCACCUACUAUCCCAGGAUCCAUGGAUAAAGGUGGGGUUGGAGAAAAAUUUUUUGAAGGGAUGAUAAAUCUGAGCUACUUGAAAAAGUUAAAAAAACGACUUCACGAAACGACAGAGUAUUUUCAAGUGAAAGGAGAAAAGGACACGGACAAUGGAAAACCAAUCACAGACGAGCGACGUGUAUUUUAUCUCAGUGCUGCAAAGUUUUAUAAAACGUUAAGUCUUUGGUUAGAAGAGCCUCGUCUUCAGGAACCGGGUCUUUAUCUUCCAGCCCUGCCACCGCAGUACAUGUCGCAGAGGCUAAUUCUAUUGGUGCAAGGAGAUCGAACUCUCUGGCUGGAAUAUGUCGACUAUUGGGCGGUGCAGCAGAGCCAGCUCAAGGCCGUUUGCGAGUGGGAGCGCGCAACAUUCCGCGAUCCCGAAAAUCAGUACCAGAAGUUCUCUCAACCCUCAAACGCCGUGGAAUCGAUUGAUCCUCUUUCCAGAAUCUUCCGUAGGCUAAGCUCCUAUGAGCCGCCGAUUUCGCCACCGCCUUUGAGCCGAAGUCAACCAGUGUUGGGCUCCGUGGCCAGAGAAAGCAUCUACAAUUCCUCUGCUGUUAUUGACCUAGUCAAACCGCAUCUCAGAGUCAUCCUUGACUAUGCACAGACCUACAGUCUCAUGGUAUCUGAACACACCGCGGCGGACUGCAGCUUCCUUGAACUAGUCCCAACUCUCUAUCGGACGUACGAGAAUCACGUUACCUUGCACGCUCUCUGCGAUCCUUCGCCAUCCAACCAGAGACGCUCUAGAUCGGGCACGCCUCCCACAGUACAUUGUGCAGGCCCGGCGAUCAUCGAGAUCACAGUUGAAGAAGCUCACGUUAGUGAAGGCGUGGACCAUAUGAUAACUCAGAACCGGGCCGAGUAUGAGAAUCUUUUAGUAAAAGCUAGUCAACCGCCACCCAGUAAGGUCACCUUGGGCUGCGUUUUUACUGAUCAUUUGAUUGCGAUAUUGGAGCACGAGUUAACUGUCAGUCGCACUAACGAAAACACUGCCGUAUUGCGCAAGGUACAAGAAAGCGGAGUUAAGCUAUUUUAUCACCUAGUAGAAUUCUAUACAGAAGAAGCAGCACUAUGCCCUCCCACAAAGCAACUUAUUACUACUUGUUUGGAAAAAUUAGGCCAGUUGUUUAUUAGCGGCGAGGAAGUUCAGGGUCCACAAUUAUUAAGUACCAUAAUCCAGAGGCCUAAUCUCGGAGGUCUGUUGGGACCGCACUUCACUCCUGUCGCCGGGGGAGCCACCACAUUCUUGCAGAUGUAUCAAACCGUCGUGGACUUGUCCACCGGAUCCAAUGUUGAUUUAUGCUUCGUACUGCUCUCGAAAUUUGAUGUUGGCAGCUGGUUAAACUAUCGUCGUCCCCGAUUGAGCGAAAGAUCCACCUUUAUAGAUCUAGUUUCUAGGGCGUUAUGUAACAUCGGUUUGAAUCCCGAAGAGGAAAAGCUGAUGCUGCAUGAACUGUUCCGAAACCACCUGCGACUUAUUCUUCUGCACGAAUUCCCCGAACACUAUGGUGAAGUAUUGAGUGCGGUGUUGAGAGGAUCCGAGAGUCAGAAUUUGUCUUUGGAUGUGUGGCGUGAUUUGUUGGGAGCUCUCAGCGGCAAGCCGAAGAAUAUCGCGCCAUCUCAAAAUCCUCCCAAGAUUAGAGACGAGAUCAGGCACUAUGCUACGGAACAGAGGCUGUUGUCUCGCCAAGAGAUGCACGACACCGCUGUGCUUCUAAGCCGACAUUUCAUGAAAGAGAGAUUGCAGUAUGGAUUGUACGGACUUUAUCCGAAGUAUAGAAGCUACAAUGAGCCGUUGACUAUAUUUUUGGGUAUGGUCGGCCACGCUCUAGUCGUAUUGACGUUGCAGGCUGAUCGAGGAUCGCUUGCUGAUCAAUUGUGCGAGAAGAUCUGGCCGGUGUUGAGCGAGAUGUAUGCACCGUGGAUCACUCCAUACUGGACAAGGAACCUGCGGGAGCCGACGGCCGCGUGGAUCCAGCAAUUGACGGACGACAGGUCGGUGCUGCUACCGUGGAUUAUCACCGACGGUCCUUACGCAAACCGUACGAUGGCGAUGUUUGCCGAGUGCGUUCGUUUCAUCAUCGACACUAUGCCAGCAUCCAGCAAGAUUCUCAGCUUUGUAUGGCAAUUCUAUGUGGCCAACUAUGCUCACGCAUCCGUCAAGGACCAUGUGCUGAACGUUGUGCAUGGUAACUUGUUAUCUCUUCCUUGGGAUCGCUUCUGCCCCGCCAUCAAUGAUGUCGAAUUAAUGAUCAGAGUUAUCGAUCAGUAUCUGCCGGACUGUCACCUGUUCCUCGGGAGUAUCUUCACCUGGGUUAAUUGGUCUGCCUGGAUCAGCGAGUUGAUGGCCACGCAACUGUUGCCAGUCGCCGCCAGGAUGCAUGUUUGUCUGCUGAAUUUGCUGGUGAAGCUGUCUAAUGAGCCAAACGUCAGACAGAAUGAGAAAGCGGUGCAGUUAGUUACGGAAGCCGAGAGCUUCUCCUGGCAUUUAAUCGACGCCGCAGCAUACGACCAGGUGAUUAAUUGGCAUGUAAUGAGUUGCGAUCCCAAAGUGAUUCUAUGCCUGGGCAAAGAUCAAACUCAUCCUAUCGAUGCGGCCGUCAAUAACUUGCUGAAGAUAGCAGCGGCUUAUGAUCCUACUGUGAAACAUUUUCAUCCCACCACCCUAAAGAAGAGACAAAUGUACGUGCGUUCUUCGGUGAAGUUGCUAAUCAACUGCACGACAAGACACAAGUCUCUCCUUUCGACUAACAGUAAAGCGUUCGCUAGUACACUGUUGCGGAUGCUCGAUGAGAUGGAAACCGUCAUCACGAGUACUGUCUCUGAGUCGCAACAGAUUGCCGAGGCCGGUCUGCUAAUCACGGAGUUUCUGCACUCAAUCAACCAGAGCGGGGCGCUAGUCGAUCAUCUUCGCAGCAGUUGGACAGCAUGGUUGCUGGAGCGAACCGCUAGCAGCCCGGUGCUGAUGGGAGUAUUGAGAGUGAUUGGAAUGGCAGUCGCUUCCUCAUCCACUCUAGGUCACCUCAUGGAGGCUGCCUUGGAGGCUUACUUCAAAUACAAUAUGACGGAAGACGUUCGACCUACGUGGGCAUCAGUGUUGAUGGUUCUACAGUCUGUAGUACCACGCCAGCCGCCGUUAGAAUCCGUGCUGGUGUCGGAGGGAAGAUUGCUAGCCCUUUACUCCGUAUUGCUGAAAAGACUUCCGUCUUGCAGAGAUAUCCGAGAGGAGGGCAUGCUUCUGAUUAACUUAGUGGACUGGAUCAGUGCUAUUAAAACCACAGAUAUCGUGGAGGAGAAACUGCCUUUGCUGUGGGCGAAAGCGUGCGAGUUGGCCUACAGACAGUGUCAGUACAGUGAGAACACAGUGAUCGCUGCCAGAGCGUUGAAGGGACUAGCACGAGCACUACUGACAGUAGCGGACGAUGCAGGACAGGGAUGGGGUAUCCUGGGGGCUAUUGGAUUAAGAAAAGGCUCUCAACUCACCGUACGAUGCAAAUUCCUGAGCCGCGCUACAGCAGUCUACUGCCUGGCACAAUUACCGGAAUCGAAAUCCGAUCAGCAGUUAGUGAGGUACACACCGCACUCGCCCGGUGUGGCACCCUCAAGAUCGACCGAUCCAGACACGAUGGAGAUUCGUCCUAGCGCAGAGGCUGUGAAAGCAAUGCAGAGUUUGGAAGGACUUCUGGUAAACAAGCAGUACGCGGAGCUGCGGGGAGAUGUGGAAAGAGCCAUUAGAUUCAUCAGGGACUCUGCCAACUCUCUUCACAACGCUGUUGAAAUCCUCGGCAUACUCACCAUGGAGCUCUAUAAUCAAAGAUACCUGCAUGUGCUGACAGAGUGAUACUAGUAAUAUUUAGAUUUAAUGACGAGCUGGCGAACGCCUCGAAUCGUUUCAAAGCGUGAUAUGUGACCUCGUAAGAUUCUCGAUCGAAAGUCGAGUUUUGAGUCGCCCUAUUACGUUUUUUCAAAAUUUUCAAGCAUUUCUAAUUCUUUACGAUUUACUUUAGUGACUUCAGGAAAAAGGUUUUCGAAAUUCUUAUAAGGAUAAAUCCUUAUAAGAGAUCCUCCCUAAAAGAUUUUACAAUUGAAUUGCUUGAAAGUUUGUUGGGAUUAAAUCCCUAUAAUUACGUAAAUUUUACCAAAUAACGCGUUUAAAUUGAAUGCUAUAACUCGUAUCAAUUUUGGAGAUUGAGACUACAUUAUGAUUAUUUAUUGAUAUUUAAUCGAUAAUCGAACUGAUCUCGCCAGAAGUACAAUCGUGAUGCAGACUCAAUCUUAAAUUUAAUGAUAAGUCGUGUUUGUUUUGCAUUGUUUUACAUUUUUUUUUAGAUCUGUACCGAUCUAGUCACAAAGCUCUUUCUUUAAUUUGAGACAUUGUAAAAUCUAGAAUGCAUUCAAUUUAAACGAUCGCAGUCACAUAAAUAAGUAAUAAUUAUGUCGAUAAUAUAUAAUUAAAAUAAUAUUUAAGAAUGCAAUUGUUGUUUACACUUAUUGUUAGUAUAAAAUUUAUUAUGCACUCGAUUACGCAUCAUAGAUGCUUUUGUACUUGCGUACAUGAAUUAUGUGUUGAACCAGUGAAAUAUUUGAUUUACAUUUACAUAUCACACAUGUUAGGAUUCUGACAACGCAAUUAACUUAUGAACGCAAUUAUUCUAAUUUCGUUCUUGACAUCGUACAAAGAGUCGUUCAAGAGCAGUUAUCAUAAGAAAUUGUUGACGAAUGAAUAAAGAGAUUAAAUAAA